GGUAAACGGGCUAGGAGGAGUUCGGACAGACAGUUAGGACAGAUAAACAGACAGAAAGAGAGACAGAACAUCAUGCUUUGUAGUAAGAAGAAGAUGACAUGCUUACAGUUUGAAUAUAUUCCGAAAUAUAGAAUACAAAAAUACGAAGCCUUUCAAUAUACAUAAAAGAAAAAGGAUAGCAACGUGGUGUGUCCAUCAUCUGGUUUCACUUUGCCGAAUCUCUUGAAGUCAUAUCACUACAAUUAGCUAGCAGUUGGAUCGUUCUCCGACAUGGCUCGGACGCUCUUAGGAGCCUUGUUGGUGUUGGUAAUGUUCAUAAAACCGUCGGUGCAAGUUAUAGAUUACCCUGUCAUACAGGGUGUUCCCGCCGACAGAGAGAUAUGCAAGAAUGGGUACUACUGGGACGAGUUCCAGGGGGAUAACUGUUGUAGCUACCACCAGUGUAACGAGGACCACACCGAGGCUUACCAGAGGUUUUGCGCUCCUCCGCUUGUCUGGAACAGGAACGCUAGUACCUGUGAUUGGCAAGACAAUAUACCGUACUGUAUACCUGAAAAUGACACAUGUUGGGCACCUCCAGAACAGAGACGCCAGGAACAACCAGAAUGCGUUGCGAAUAUAACAAUGGACCAAUGUUGUCAAGUAGGAGAAUUUGACCAAGUAGAAGAAGGCAAGGGAUUGUUGUUCACAAAGGUCAAUGAGACACACUACAUUUACCAUCAUGAUAGGUGGUCUCAGAAGUGUCCAGAUAACGGAACAUUUAACCUUGACACAUGUUGCUGUGACACGGGUCGUCAUGCUAUGCCUAGCUGUCUGCAUUGGCAUUUUGACCUGUUUGUUAGAGACGUGAGGUACAAUGUUCCAAUGGCCGAAGGAGGGUGUAGGUUCAACAGAGAUCUGAUUAACGAGGGCGUCCCUAAAAACUUGCCUGGAUUCUCGCUGGAGUGUAUGGGAGAUGGAAGACCUGCCCGCUUAGAGUAUUUCUCUAACGCAUGGUGGGGAGAUGAAUUUGGAAUAGCUAUUUGGUUUAGGUGCGUCGGGGAUUGUGGCGACGGGGUGAUCUAUUCGAAUGGACAGGCAGCGACGGAAAAAACCGCUGAGAUAAACCCAACUAUACAGUUGACUAUAGCACGAGGUGGCGUGCGAGAUGGAGCAGAUCAAGCCACGUUCCUUAUUGCGGAUAGGUUGAGCAUUAAAACAUUUAUGAAGACGGUUGAUCUCGUUGUUCCGUUGGAGGAAUGGAACUUCUUCAUGUUUCAAAUGAAAGGCACAAAGUUGUGGACAUUCUGGGGUACGCAAGAGACUCACCAGGCAAGCUAUGAUGACACCUCCUUGCUCGACUUGGAUUUCAGAUUUGUGGCUGAAGGUAAUACUUGUCCACUGAAGGUUGGGGACUUCAGAGGAACAAUAGACCAGCUACUCAUCUGCCCAUUUGUUUUCACAAACGAUGAAGUAGGCAAAUGGCGACAAAACCCAAAUCUCUUUCCGGAACCACGCUAUUCGUUUGUGUACCGGCAGAUCCUUGGACUUGCAGCCCCACCCAGUACAAGCACUACUACUACUACAACUACCACAACACGACCACCAAGACGAAGAGGAAGGAAGAGGAGACGAGCUGAACCAGCGAGAAAAAGAGAUAUUUAAUUCAGAUU
Owenia fusiformis is the source of this 1652-nucleotide messenger RNA. The record is from the annotation of a GenBank genome assembly. NCBI's taxonomy places the organism in Eukaryota, Metazoa, Annelida, Polychaeta, Sabellida, Oweniidae.